ACAGCUACAAAAUUCAAUCUGGUUUUCUGUUUUCUUCUCCGCGCUUUCCAAACAAAAAUAGCACUUUUUUAUUAUUAUGAAAGAUAGGUAUACAUUUAUCAUGCUUAGAUAAUGUACUACUCCGAAUAUAUUACUUUGUGCGCUCAUACUUAGGGUAAACUACUCGUAUCGUAUAAGUUAACAAAUGAAACAUAAGCGCGGAUAUUACGAUGUUUUUGUACGAACUUGUGCCAAGAAUCCAUCCAGGGUUGCCGUGACUCUGUACAAGGAUGGCGUGUACAAGAAAUACACGUACUCAGAGCUGUACGGCGUGUGCGAAUGUAUCUCCCAGAAUAUUCAACAAUUUCAAAACAAGAGAGGGGUAAUCGGCCUUAUAUCGAAGAGGAACAUUCUAAUCCCAUGCGUUGUAGCCGCAGCCCACAAAUGCUCUACAACAUUUAUGUUUCUUGAUCCUAUGCAGGAUAUUGACAGUGUAAUUCAAAAUGUUAAAUUUACAAUUUUUGUCAUCAUCAAUGAUGCAGAAAGAGGGUCCACGGCGGAGCUAUUUGGCAAAAAGCCAGAUAAGACUAUUGAGGUGUUUGACAUGGUUGUGGAUUUUUUUAACCAAGACCAUAGUUCGCAAAACAAUUCCUUUGUGGCAGAACAUUCCUUUAUUGCACAGACUUCUGGUAGCACUGGAGGACCCAAGCACAUACAAGUCCCAAUUCAGAGCAUACAGCCUAACGUAGAUGAUCUCACCAGAAUGUUUGACAUUACCCAAGAUGACGUCAUUUACUUCUCCACACCACUCACCUUUGACCCUUCCAUGAUUGAGAUACUCCUAGCUUGCAUGAAUGGUGCCUCACUUCUCAUUGCACCAGAUAAAGCAGAAGUUCUAUUCCCUUCAAACAAGGAAAACUUUAUAACUGUCUGGCAAACCACACCCUCUAAAUUUUUUCAGUACUCCAAUGCUGAUAUCAAAAACAAAAUUUUAAGUGCAAAUUCAACACUAAAAAUACUAGCUUUAGGGGGAGAACCACUGAACGGAAUCAAAAGGUUGCAGGAACUGAAAGACAAGAACAAUAAGACGAGAAUAUUCACCCUGUAUGGAGUAACUGAAAUGUCCUGCUGGGCUAGUGUGGCAGAAUUAGACCUUGAGAAAGUCCAGACUGAUAGGGAGGUUCCACUUGGUGAUUGUCUGUCAGAGACACAAAUUAUAGUAGAGCCCAUUGAAAUGGCCAACAAAGUUGGUGAAAUUAUAUUAGUGAGUAAUACAAGACGGUGCGUUAUAUUAAAUAAAUAUAAAAGAGAAAAUCCCACAAAAAUUGACACAGGUGAUUUAGCAGAAGUAAAGCAUGGCACCAUGUACUACAGAGGCCGAAAAGAUGACAUCAUAAAGAGAUUUGGCAACAAAGUAAAUUUACAAUUAAUUGAAUCUACCAUCAUGUUGUGUCCACGAGUUAAGACAUGCUCCUGCCUAUGGCUUCCCAAACCUAUGCUGCUAGUAGUUUACUUCUCUUCAGAGACACUUAGUAGUCGGGAGCUCUCCAACUUCCUUAAAUGCAAACUGGACGACAAGCAUUGGUCAGACAAAAUCGUACGCGUGGACAACCUUCCCACUAACCCACACGGAAAAGUUUCAAAAUUAAUCCUCUCCAGAAUGUUCGAAAGCUCAUCAGAAUUAUUACCUGGAGUAAAAUCUAUAUUCUUGAAGGAACUGAAUGAAACAUUUACCAAGAACUUUAGUUAUGAUUGUAUUAAAAACAAAGAUUUCUUUUCAAUAGGUGGAACAUCAUUUCUUGCAGUCUCAAUGUGUAACAGAAUGUCUUUAAGUUAUCCAAAGCUAGGUAAAUUUAUUCUUCCGCUUUUGCUGUCACAUACUAAAUCAAUCGAUGAGAUAUUGGAAUUGUCUAACAACGAAUUUAAAAUAGAUAAAAAGGUUUCAAAUAGAAAGGUCAAACGAGCUAGAUCGCAAACCGAGACCUACGGCUCCAAAAGCACUAGUGUGUGCCCCUCAAGCGUGAAUGACUUCAUUGUGCUGUGGACCCACGACACCGGCAAGUGUGUCGAUGCAUCGCCGUCUUUGUUUCUGACUGGACACCAAAUGUUCGUUGCAGUCGGCAGCCACUCCGGUAUGAUCAUAGUAGCUGAUGCUGUGACGGGCACACUACAAGGGCAGAUACAAAUAAAGUCGCGUGUUGAAGCCUCCGUUUUGUGCUACCGCCAGGCGCCUAUCCCGCCGCUGGGCGUCGUCGGCGCCCACGACGGCACGCUGGUGUGCUUCACCCUCGAGGACUGCAAGGAAAUGUGGAGGAUCACCCUCGCAUCUAUGAUCAAAAGCAAAGCUGUGUGCUGCAAUGGAUUCGUAUACGUCGCUGCCUACGAUGGAAACAUACGAUGCAUUAAUGUCACGACGGGUAGCAUCAAACAGACCAUCACCAUAACCGAGGAAGGGAUAUCGGCGGACUUGGUGCUCGCUAAGAACCAGUUCGUUCUCGUGGGUACACUGUCGGGGGUCUGCGCUUGCGUUCACACGGAGACGAACGCCGUGGUGUGGCGCGGUUCGCUGGGAAGUCCCGUGUUCGCGAGCCCGGCGCUGUACGACGGGGACAAGUACGUGGUGUUCGCGGAGGUGGGCGGCGAGAUACACUGCCGCACGGUGGAAAAGGGGAUCAAGAUAUGGAAAUAUCAAGGCGCAAAAGGAAAUAUUUUCUCGUCUCUUUAUAUAAAAGAAACAGAGCACUUGAAAUGGCAGAUCGUGUUCGGAUGCCACGACGAAAAGGUCUACAGCAUCAACAUAAAGAACUUCCAGCCGAGCUUGCAUUGGAAGGUGCAGAUGAAUGCCCAAGUGUACUCCACUCCGUGUGGGAUUGGGGACAACAUAGUUGCCGUUUCCAAUAAUGGGAGGAUUUGCGUCAUAGACUCUCGUAAUGGGAGCAUAGAGUCAGAUUACGUGCUUCCUGGCGAAAUCUUUUCAUCACCCGCAGUUUAUGGGGAUUAUAUUUUCAUUGGUUGUAGAAAUGACAAUGUGUACUGCCUCAAAUAUACUCGCGACUUGACUACUUCUGCUCAUAAUUUUCGUGUACCUGAAUAGGGAAUAUAUUUUUGUGAUAUUACUUGUAAAUGGUAUUAUUGAAAUAAUUAAACAAAAUGCCUUGUAUAAUGAAACUUUACUCGUGAUCUUACACAGGACAUAUAUAGGUAUAAUGAGCAUUCAUAAUUUUGACAUAACAAUAUGAUAUGGUUACAGGAUCAAACUAAUGUACCACAAUGGAAUGCAUUCCUUUAGAGAUAAUCCCAUCACUUCACUUGUGCAGAUCACUCACAUUAUUAUGCUUAAAUUAAUAAUAAAAGCAAUCUUAAAACUGAAUAAAAUGCUUUGUAUAACAAUCUUAUAUUUUUG
Messenger RNA from Cydia strobilella, 3382 nucleotides. It is a transcript of the gene Aasdh, whose product is annotated as beta-alanine-activating enzyme. The record is from RefSeq and is a predicted model, not a curated record. The transcript is spliced from 6 exons. NCBI's taxonomy places the organism in Eukaryota, Metazoa, Arthropoda, Insecta, Lepidoptera, Tortricidae. The coding region runs from base 185 to 3073 and encodes 962 amino acids. Gene Ontology annotation, biological process: amino acid activation for nonribosomal peptide biosynthetic process. Gene Ontology annotation, molecular function: protein binding.